AUGUCCUCGACCAUUGUAUAUCAGGGUUCAAAUUGGCAGCACCCCGAAAACAAACCUCUGAGGCUCAAAUUGGCAGCACCUAAACCCCUAGGACUCGAAACCACUAAUACCAAAGAAAAUAAAAACCCCGAUUCGGGUGCUUGGAAUUUUCUCCAGAUGCUCUCGGAUCGUCCGAAAAAAAUAUUUAGUACCGAAACUUUUUGUCCAUCUCACAAGCUUAGCCAGAAUAGCCUGGAAUUAUGUACCGAAAACUUGGGAAGCGAAACAGGCAGCGAUGACACGUGUGAUAUUGACAUUUUAACACGUGCAAAAUCAUCAACAAUCACAAGGCAACAAGGACGUGUUUUAUCAGCAAAGAAGAUGAGCACACGGAGCUUUCCGCCUCCGUUAACAACUAUAAGUGGUUCGAAUUCGCUUCACGUUAAGCCACGCAGAGAAGGCGGCCGGCUCAUCAUUGAGGCCGUGGAAGCGCCGUCUAGUCGUGCCUGUUUCGAAGCUGAGCGAAGCAAUGGCAGGUUACAACUGAGGUUUUUGAAGAACUGUGAGUUUUUUUAUGACACAAAAGCGAGAUCAGAAGAUACCGAAAAUGAAAACAUAGAAAAUUUCGAAAGAGAAGAUUAUAAAACACAUGAAAUUGAGGAUGUUUUUGUAGGAGAUGAAUUUAAAAAAGAUGGUGCUAACAACAAGAUUGUUGGUUACAUAAAAAAGGACAAGGAUGGAAUUAGACAAGAUGUUGAGGUUGUAAUGGGGAGGGAAAGUAUUGCGAGACACAACAGCAGGUGCAAGGAAAGUGGGCAUGGUAAUAACAAGAGAGGGUUCUGUAAUUGGGAGGCUUUCUGGGUGGCUACUUAG
Daucus carota subsp. sativus is the source of this 852-nucleotide messenger RNA. RefSeq names its product protein FANTASTIC FOUR 3. NCBI's taxonomy places the organism in Eukaryota, Viridiplantae, Streptophyta, Magnoliopsida, Apiales, Apiaceae. The record is from RefSeq and is a predicted model, not a curated record. The coding region runs from base 1 to 852 and encodes 283 amino acids. The transcript has a single exon.